Lachnellula hyalina is the source of this 1587-nucleotide messenger RNA. It is a transcript of the gene terJ, whose product is annotated as Efflux pump. Gene Ontology annotation, cellular component: membrane. Bases 1 to 1587 code for a protein of 528 amino acids. The record is from RefSeq and is a predicted model, not a curated record. NCBI's taxonomy places the organism in Eukaryota, Fungi, Ascomycota, Leotiomycetes, Helotiales, Lachnaceae. Gene Ontology annotation, biological process: transmembrane transport. The transcript is spliced from 2 exons. Gene Ontology annotation, molecular function: transmembrane transporter activity.
AUGCCUUCAUCCCACUCUGGAGAUGAUUCUUCUGGGCUCCAUACCGUGGGCACCAAGCAAGAAGAGGAUCAUGACCUCGAACCAGUCGAACUCACCCAAUCCAAAGUCGAGCGUCCUAAAUCCCUUCCCCGCGAGAUAGCCUUCAUCCUGAUAAUAUGCAUGGCGCAACUCAUGACCCAGGCAGGUCUGGGUCAAGUCAUAGCACCCCUCCACAUCAUCGGGCGCUCCUUCGGCGUCGAGGAUAGCCCUGCGCAACUCUCUUGGUUCCCAGCCGCAUACUCCCUCACCGUCGGAACAUUCAUCCUCAUCGCUGGCCGAUUGGGAGAUCUCUACGGCCAUAAGAAGUUAUUCGUUGCAGGUUUCCUCUGGUUCGCGCUCUGGACCAUGCUGGCUGGAUUCGCGGUCUACAGUAACCCGGUCUUCUUCGACUGCUGCAGGGCGUUCCAGGGCAUCGGCCCGGCUUUCUUGCUGCCGAAUGGGGUUGCGAUUCUGGGGCGGGCGUAUGAGCCAGGAUUGAGGAAGCAGAUGGCAUUCAGCGCCUUUGGGGCUAUGGCGCCGUCUGGAUUUGCUUUCGGCGCAGCUAUUUCUUCGCUGUUUGCUGAGUUUGUUUGGUGGCCUUGGGGGUUUUGGGUUAUGGCGAUGCUGUGCCUUCUUCUAGGUGUGGCUUCGAUUUUCUUGAUUCCGCAUACGCCAGCGCCCCAAUUCGAUAAUACACAUAGUUUCUGGGUACGGGCAGAUAUUGCUGGGUGUAUCACUGGUGUGAGCGGACUUGUGCUCAUCAACUUUGCGUGGAACCAGGCACCUGUGGUUGGAUGGAGCAAUCCGUAUGUAGGGGUACUCUUGAUCAUUGGAAUUAUUCUGCUUGGUAUCUUCGGGCAGAUCGAAAAGCGUGCAACGUUUCCGCUGGUCCCGUUCUCUUCAAUGACUCCAGAUCUUGGGUUCAUCUUGGGCUGUGUGGCCUGUGGUUGGGCUGCUUUUGGAAUUUGGGUUUUCUAUUCCUGGCAGUUUAUAGAAGAGCUACGAGGAGUAUCCCCACUCCUCGGUGCUGCGCAGUUCUCGCCCACGGUAAUCAGCGGCUGCAUUGCUGCAUUUACAACUGGCUCGAUCCUGCACCGAGUACCAGGCAGUGUCGUUAUGAUGAUUGCUUUAGGUGCAUUCUGCAUUGGCAGUAUCCUAGUAGGCACGAUGCCAGUUAGCCAAACAUAUUGGGCACAGUUGUUUGUAAGCCAAGUAGUCAUGCCGUGGGGAAUGGAUAUGUCGUUCCCAGCCGCAACACUGCUUCUCUCAAAUGCCAUGCCCAGGAAACACCAAGGGGUGGCAGCGUCACUAGUAAACACUAUCAUCAACUACUCAAUCUCCCUAGCUUUGGGAUUUGCAGGAACAAUCGAGACACACGUCAAUUAUGGGGGCAAAGAUGUUUUAAGAGGAUAUCGUGGGGCAUUAUAUUUGGGUAUCGGGCUGGCUGGGCUAGGAGUCGUACUGGCGAUGUUCUUUGGUUUAUAUGAGCACCGCGGGUCUAGGAAGAACAAAAAUCAUGCCGAAGAUGCAGCGAGCAGCGAUGACAAAGAACGAUCACCUUCGGAGUGA